This is a messenger RNA of Clonostachys byssicola, 363 nucleotides long. The record is from the annotation of a GenBank genome assembly. NCBI's taxonomy places the organism in Eukaryota, Fungi, Ascomycota, Sordariomycetes, Hypocreales, Bionectriaceae.
AUGUGGCUCCCCAUGUGGCUUCCAGGAGACGGAAACACCUCACACCUCUUCACCGUACCUAUCCCGCCUAUCUGUCUAGCACAUGGCCCUAACGUGGCCAGCUGGCAGCAGUCAGCCAGCGACGGACCAGCACCAGGUACUUGCCGGGCAGUGUGGCGAGGCUUUCAGGGCGGUACAGGAAUUAAGUCGGAAGGUGGGCCAGGCAAUCCUCCGAACCAACUCCUCGGAGCUGUGCUGCCCCUGCAAGAGCCGAGCGCAGCAUGGUCUCCCAGCACCUUGGACCCUGGUGUUAAUUACCUGGGCGCACAUCUGGCUGCUCUGGCGGACUGUUACGUGCGGAGGGUCAGGAACCUGCAGCAAUAG